AUGGAUCGCUUUCAGACCGAGGGCGACGUUAACAUCGAGGCCUCGCUCGACGACACCCUCAACCAUAGUGAGCUGCCUGCUUCCUCUGUGUCACCCGCAGACGGUCCAAACACGAAAGCAAAGCUGCAGUUACCCGUGAGCUGCGAUCCACCGGGGAUAGGCAAUCCGGCGAAACAAAUGGUAUGGAUUAUCUUCGGCAGCACAGGACACAUGGGUCGCAGCCUCGUGCGCUCCUGUCUCAACCAAGGCGACCUGGUCUGCGCCGUCGGCCGCACCUUUGAGAACACGCUCGACUCGAUGCAGAACUGGCAUCCCAACUGUCUGGGUACGCUCUGCGACGUGCGCGCGCGCGAGUCGGUAAACGAGGUGAUCGAGGCGGCUAUCAAGCACUUUGGCCACGUCGACACCAUCGUCAACUGUUCGGGCUACGGCGUCAUUGGCGCGUGCGAGGACCAGGACGACCACGAGCUGCGCAACCAGUUCGAGACGAACUUCAUGGGCACGCUGAACAUCAUCCAGCUCAGCCUGCCGUAUUUCCGGGAGCAGGGCGCAGGCAGGUACUUGAUCUUUAGCUCGACGAGCGGUGCAUUGGGCGUGCCGGGGCUGGGACCGUACUGUGCGACGAAAUAUGCGGUCGAGGGACUCAUCGAGGCCAUGUUGUAUGAGAUUGACUCGUUCAAUAUCAAGGCCACGCUUGUGGAGCCGGGGCUGGUCAGGAGGGAUGAGCCGGAUUGGGAAAAGAGCCCGCUGCCCACUUGGGGGCACUUUUUGAUCCGGCCGGCUAGCGAGCCGUAUUCGCAUGCUACGAGCCCGGCGCUGCAUGCAAAGAGGAUGGUGCAGUGGCUGGGGGACAAGCAGCCGACUAGUGCUGUGAAGUGUGCGGAGUUGGUAUGGCAGUUAGGACAUUGCUCGUAUCCCCCGCUGAGGCUGUUGCUGGGCAGUUAUGCUAUUGAGAGCAUUAGGGACCGACUACGGUCUGUCAUUGAAGAGUUGGAGGACUGGAAGCAUCUGCAUUUCCCCGUUGCAGCUGGCGAGCUUGAAGAACAGGAAGACGCGGGCGAAAGCUCGGGACAAGCAGCACAGCAUGACACAUAG
Molecule: messenger RNA, 1095 nt
Organism: Drepanopeziza brunnea f. sp. 'multigermtubi' MB_m1
Lineage: Eukaryota; Fungi; Ascomycota; Leotiomycetes; Helotiales; Drepanopezizaceae
Source: RefSeq, a predicted model, not a curated record